Plutella xylostella (diamondback moth) is the source of this 1936-nucleotide messenger RNA. RefSeq names its product serine protease gd. The record is from RefSeq and is a predicted model, not a curated record. Gene Ontology annotation, molecular function: serine-type endopeptidase activity. Gene Ontology annotation, biological process: proteolysis. Lineage: Eukaryota; Metazoa; Arthropoda; Insecta; Lepidoptera; Plutellidae.
CUGGAUGCUGGCCAUACGUCGCCACAAUCGCCAGUAGCUCGCGAAGUUCAGUUGUAGCAAGACGCAGAGUGGUAGUUACCUAUGUGUGUGCUAUCGAGGAACGUGCUUAGAGUAUAAAUAAAAGUCGGGGGACCAAUUCAUACUUAGCUUUACACCCCAAAAAUGCUUAAAAGGACUAUAAAAAUUCAUUUACAAAAAGCAGUGCCAUCAAUAUUGUGAUUAACGGAGACUUGUCGUGCAAAAAACCAAUUCAAAAUAACAGGACCGCCAAAUUUUCGAAAAAAUGGAGUUCCUUUGUGGAAGGAUAAGGAUUGUGCUGUUGUUGUUUUUAAAUAUGUAUAUGUUGGAGAGUCAAGUGGUGCCUCAAUCGAACUGCCGUGUGUUCGAGUACAGGUUCGAUGACAGGGGGAUAUACGGCUUUGUGGAGGUCAAGCUGGACAGCUAUGUCACCUCAGUGCUCACUAUAGUCAACUUUACUGUCGCCACAUCCUUGCCAAGUGAAUACGUAGGUACCCUAGAGUACCUAGGCUUGCAGCAUACGGGCGGGUCCUCCACCGUGAAGUACAAGAUUCACUUCCCGGUGCAGCGGCCGGUGCCUCGCCUCACUGCCGUCGUUGUCAACAACAACAUCUUAUGUCAAGCUCGUGGAGAUGUGCCGGGCCCCGGUGGCUACGUCAGUACGAUCGGCCUCCAGCACUCGGUGGUCCUGGAGGGUGACCGGUUCGGCUCCAGCCAGGGCCGCCCCGUCAGCAGCAUGUUCCCACUCAUCAUACCCACCAAUAAUGAUAAUAGCAUGACUAUUGGUGACUUCGAUUUGGGAACGUUCGAGCGUCCUUCCUUCAACAACUUCCCGAAGCGACCCCCCGUACGGACGCCGCCGAGGAGGCCCCAGCCAGUGUUCAGUGUGCCCCCCGUGUAUACGGAACCCCCCGCGGUAUACACGGAACCCCCCGCAGUAUACACGGACCCCCCUGUCAGACAGACGCAGCGGACACCACGGCCGAGGCCCACACCACGACCAACGGCAGCGCCAGUGGCCGACAAGAACAACAUCUGCGGCACAGUGGGCGGGGCCGCGGCCCUAAUCUACGACGGCGUCAACUACGACCGCGGCGAGUGGCCGUGGCUCGUGGCCAUCUACAAGAGCGAGGGCUCGCAGCUCAAGUACGUGUGCGCGGGCACGCUGGUGUCGCAGCUGCAUGUGGUUACAGCGGCACAUUGCAUGAAGCAGAGGAGUUCUUUCACAAAAAAAAAUGACCUCUGGGUGCGAGUGGGGGUGUUCGACCUUGGUGACUGGGAUGAUGACGAGACAUCCCUUCGGAACGUGGCGGACGCACACAUGCACGAGAAGUAUAACCCGGCCAACUACGCCAAUGACAUCCUUAUCUUAACAUUUACUAAGAAAGUGGACUACUCGUUGUACAUUCGACCGAUUUGCUUAUGGACCGGACCGUCUGAGUUAGAAAAAGUUGUUGAUAAAACAGGGGUGGUGACCGGUUGGGGUAAAAGCGAGACGGGUGCAGCUGGCCAGGGCACCCCGAAGAAGGUGGACCUCCCCAUCGUGUCCACCGACGACUGCCGGAACAGCCACGCGGGAUUCGCGGAGCUCACGUCGGAGACCACACUUUGUGCUGGUUACAGAAACGGCAGCGGUCCCUGCUUCGGAGACUCCGGGUCAGGCAUGUACCUGCACAGCUCCGGUCGCUGGCGCCUCCGAGGCAUCGUCUCCAGCUCCCUCCGACAAGAGAACGGAGAGAACACGUGCAACCUCAACGAGUUCAUAAUCUUCACUGACACCGCGCAGUACCUGCCAUGGAUGAACAACUAUCUUGAUGUCAAACGAUGAUAGGAAGAUGGGUCUACUUAGAUUUUAUUUAUUCAUAUUGUUAAAAAUAAUCCGUAGCUGCCUCCUAAAAUAAAAGCAUUUGACUGAUUA